AUGUCAACCCCAACACAGCAGAAGGCUUUAUUGCUCCUCGCCAAGCAGGGCGACUUCGCGGUACAGACACGACCCGUCCCGACGCCGGGCCCGGGCGAGCUCCUCGUGCGAAACGAGGCGAGCGGGCUCAACCCCGUCGACUGGAAGAUCCAGGCGUACGGCCUGUUCUUGAAGGACUAUCCUGCCGUCUUGGGAACCGACGCCGCGGGGGUCAUCGUCGCCGUCGGCGAGGGCGUGCCAACGUGGCAGGUCGGAGACAGAGUGUUGUAUGAAGGCCGGCAGCACAUUGACCGAGCAACGUUCCAGCAGUACGCUCUAGUCGAUGCCGACUUUGUCGCCAAGGUCCCGGACUCGCUCACUUUCGAACAAGCGGCCUCUAUCCCUCUCGCGCUUACCACCGCUGCAGUAGGCCUAUACAACCAGGCGGGUGGGCCACGGUUCACCCCGCCGUGGGUUGAAGGCAGCAGGUUCAAAUACGCAGGGCCUAUAGUAGUUAUCGGCGGAUCUAGUGUCGUCGGUUCUCUCGCCCUCCAGCUCUCGAGGCUAUCCGGAUUUUCCCCCAUAAUCACGACUGCCUCGCUCAAGAAUGCCGAACUGCUCAUUGGCUUUGGCGCCACCCACGUUCUCGAUCGGAACCUGUCCGCUUCAGCGCUGCGCGAACAGGUCUUCGAGCUUGCCGGCGGAGCCGUAUCGGUCGUGUACGACGCCAUCUCGCUCCCCGAGACGCAGAACGCCGCAUUUGAUCUCCUCGGCAAAGAUGGAAAGCUCCUGACCGUCCUCGCGCCCGCGGUGGACGAAGACAAGCAGAAGAAUGCGAACGGACGCACAGUCGUCACCAUCGCGGGCCACAUACUGCGUCCGGAGAACCAGGACUUUGGACGGGGGCUGUUCUCCAAGUUGACCGGCCUGCUCAAGAACGGCGAUCUCAAGCCAUUACAUGUCGAACUCGAAUCCGGAGGCCUCGCGGGUAUCCCUGCUGGUCUGAAUAGGCUGAAGAAUAACCAAGUGAGCGCGAGCAAGGUUGUAGUGCAGCCACAGGAGACGGCGUAA
Messenger RNA from Trametes versicolor FP-101664 SS1, 1050 nucleotides. Its product is annotated as GroES-like protein. The transcript has 5 exons. Lineage: Eukaryota; Fungi; Basidiomycota; Agaricomycetes; Polyporales; Polyporaceae. The record is from RefSeq and is a predicted model, not a curated record. Gene Ontology annotation, molecular function: oxidoreductase activity, acting on NAD(P)H. Bases 1 to 1050 code for a protein of 349 amino acids.